Molecule: messenger RNA, 1310 nt
Organism: Cucurbitaria berberidis CBS 394.84
Lineage: Eukaryota; Fungi; Ascomycota; Dothideomycetes; Pleosporales; Cucurbitariaceae
Exons: 4
Coding region: 43-1080 (345 amino acids)
Source: RefSeq, a predicted model, not a curated record
CAAACAUCGUCGCGAGCUUGCAAUCGCUUCCCAUGUGGACCAAUGCCUCGUUUCACAGUCCGCAAUGCCGUUAUUGCAGUGAAUAUACUGCUCCUCACUGCCCUAUUUGUUCAUUUGAAGAAUGAGUUAUGGGACAAGCACUCCCCUACAGCGGACCUCGGUGGCCCAUCACACAUACCAGACGAGCUGCUAGACGAUUACCAAACAGCCGCAACGUCACACGUUGAUAGCGGGAAAACAUUGAAGGUCAAUUCCGGAGUCGAGUCGCGGAGAACGGCAGUCGUGGUCGCCAGCCAGGCCUCUGAAAACGCGACAUGGCUCCACCAGUACUUCCCAGACUGGGAGAAGAACAUCUACAGGGUAGACGAUGCCAAUGCGCCGCUCACGGUGCCGAAGAACAAGGGAAGAGAGAGUAUGGUGUACCUGACCUACAUAAUAGACCAUUACGACGCUUUGCCUGACAACGUACUCUUCAUUCAUCCCAACCGCUACCAAUGGCACAAUGACGACCCCGACUACGAUGGCCUCCCUAUGCUGCGGCACUUCCAGAUACCCUAUCUCGAGAAAGAGGGCUACGUCAACAUCCGCUGUGCCUGGCCGCUCGGUUGCCCUAACGAGAUAAAACCGCUUGAGGAGGCAGGGGAGCACAGGGAGGCUGUGCAUGCUGGGGGUGACUACAAGAUGGCGUUCCAGCAGUUGUUUCCUGGGGUCAAGGUGCCCGAGUCUGUUGGCGUGAGCUGCUGUGCACAAUUUGCCGCUACGAGGGAGAAGAUUAGGGAGAGAAAGAAGAGCGAUUAUAUACGUUACCGGGACUGGAUCGUUGAGACAAAACUCGAUGACAGUAUCAGUGGACGGGUACUGGAAUAUUCGUGGCAUAUGAUCUUUGGCAAGAAACCGGUACACUGUCCAUCUGCAAAAGAGUGUUACUGCAAGGUCUUUGGCCUUUGCAAGCUCGACUGCGGAGACGCAGGAAGCUGCGAAGGGCGGUAUACACUACCACGAUAUUCCAGCCUUCCUGUAGGUUGGCCCUUCAUCGGCUGGGAAGGUGAAGACCGUCAAAGAGCGGCUCCUGAGGAAUGAAAUCAGCUCAGUGAACUUUAUCGAACCAACCCUAUAAGUUCCCAUCGACCAUGUGCACCUCAUGGGAUACUCUCGCACUGUUACAUUCCACGCCCUGCUCGGAAACCAUCAUCCGCGUUGUGGAAAAGACUGGAUAUCGUCAAGCGACUACACGCAAGCGCCAUCUCGUCAUCAAUUUAGUACGCAUUCGACACAAAAUUGCCAACUCGCAACCGCUUCAACAUUCAGCC